GCAUAUCCAGCUUUGUGUAUAGUUGAGUAUUUGUGAAGGAAAAUAUGAGCCGAGGAGGAAGUUACGGCGGUGGGAAAAGUUCACUUGGCUACUUGUUUGGUUCAGAUGAGCAGCCAAACGAAACUCGAGCCCCACCACCAGUUGUCAAGGCACCCUGGGGUGAUGACAACAGCACCAACACACCCCAAGACAAUCCUUCAAAGAAACUAAACGUCUCAAACAAUUAUCACAGAGCUCAGGGCCAGAAUUCAGGCAACUUCCUCACUGAUCGUCCAACAACAAAGGUUCAGUCAGCUCCUGGGGGAGAAUCAUCUGUUGGGUACUUGUUUGGAGACAAGUGAUCAUUGAUGCUAUGCUUCGUCCUUCCUACUCUAAAAUAUGUGAUUAAGGUUUGCAGUUGAUCCCAUGAAUAAGGGUUUUGUGUGUUCCCAUAAAGCAGCUGUGUGUCCAAAUCGUAAAGCUAGUGUGAUUGUGAAUAUAGACAAUGAAGUGUGGUAUUGGGUAACAAGUUAUAUCUAGCUUUGUACUUUUAAUCAUUGGAAGAAAGUGGCUGUAUCAUAUAAAGUUCUUGAAUUUAUUACUUUUUAAAUCGUGGGUCAUUGAUAUUC
This is a messenger RNA of Manihot esculenta (cassava), 608 nucleotides long. RefSeq names its product protein SPIRAL1-like 5. Gene Ontology annotation, biological process: cortical microtubule organization. Lineage: Eukaryota; Viridiplantae; Streptophyta; Magnoliopsida; Malpighiales; Euphorbiaceae. Gene Ontology annotation, cellular component: cortical microtubule, transverse to long axis. The transcript is spliced from 2 exons. Bases 45 to 341 code for a protein of 98 amino acids. The record is from RefSeq and is a predicted model, not a curated record.